UCACACACCUACCUGGUCGGCCCAGUCUUGUGCCUCAGGAGCACAGCAAUGUUUGAGGAUAUCUGCGUCUCCAAAGGCUUGUGAACGUCUCCAAAACGUCUCCACAACUCCUGCGACCCAUGGAAUAAUAACUAUGGAAUACCACUGGAUCCUGCUGGCUGUGUUUCUGCAGUCAACCCUCCAUCCAGGCAACACCAAGCCCACCAUCGCCCCCGUCGGCCCCCACCUUGUCGUCCCGCUCAACGCAGCCUUCGAGCUGCGUUGCCAGGGUGAGAAGGAGAUGCAGUGGCAGCGGGAGGACCGGCUGAAGGUGCGGGGAGAGAAAAAGGUCUCUGGGAUGUCCACGCUGCAAAUCCCCAGGGCCCAGCCUGUUCACAUGGGCCGCUACAUCUGCCUGGAGGAUAGCACCAAGGAGCAAACCUCCAUCUAUGUCUAUGUGAAAGAUCCCGACAAUCCCUUUAGAAAAUCAAUGGUGUUCAACAUUCUCACUCGAGUGGGAGAAGCUGCUUCCAUCCCUUGCCUGGCAACUGAUCCAAGUCUGGACAACCUGCGCCUGGAAACAUGUUCCAGCAGAGCUCCGGCCUCUGGUCUCCAGUUUUAUGCCACCCUGGAGCAAGGCAUCAUCAUCCACAACACACAGAAGGCCUUCGAAGGAUGCUAUGUGUGCACAGGAAGACUUGGGCGAGAGAGCGUCAGAUCACAUGACUACUACCUGACAGUUAAACCAGUCCCCGCUGUUCCUCCUGUGAUUGAGAUCCAGGCAACCAAAAGAGUGAUUCUCACGCUGGGUGAGAGUCUCUCCAUCACCUGCAACACCACCAACGUCAACGGAGAAAUCAAGAUAAAGUGGGUCCCCCCUCACGGCUCGCAACCAGCAAAGGUUGAUGGCACUUCGCGUAUCCUGACGGAGGACUUCACUCACGUGCGCGGCGUCACGUUGAACAUCACGGCGGUCAAACCUCAGGACGUCGGGAAGUACCAAUGUGAUGCCGAGAAUGAGAAAGGGGUCAGCUCGCAGUCGGUGUGGCUCGAUGUUUACGAGAAAGGAUUCAUCAACUUAAAACCCACAAUCAACGAAACCAUCCACGUCCGCUCGGGGGAGAGUUUGACCUUAAACGUUGACAUGGAGGCUUACCCAAAGCUGCGAUCUUUCUCCUGGAGCUUCAUGGGCCACCAGUUGAGGAACACAACGGACCACGUCAUCACCACACACAGCCACGAGUACAGGUACAGCAGCGAGCUGAGGCUGGUGCGACUGAAAAUGUCAGAGGGUGGAGUUUACACCUUUAAAGCCUCCAACGGCGACGCUUCAAUAAACCACACGUUCGCCAUCUUUGUGAUCAGUAAACCGGAGAUCGUGUCUCACGAGGGUCCGGUGGACGGACAGGUACGCUGUGUGGCCGAGGGGUUCCCCGCCCCGCAGAUCACCUGGUACUACUGCGAGCAGCCCUACGCCAGGUGCUCCCAACAGGUGAACGCCACCCAGGAGAAGCACAACAUCAUCACCGUCACGCUGGUCAGCCCCAUGUUCGGCAAGACGGAGGUGGAGAGUCGGGUGAACGUGAGCCGCGGUCGGUUCAGCACUCUGGAGUGUGUGGCGACGGUGGAGGGAGAGCAGGCCUACACGCUGUUCUCCAUCAGCGAGAGAACCGUUCCACACGAUCUGUUCUCCCCUCUGCUGAUUGGCUCUGUGUCAGCAGCAGGCGUCCUCUGUCUCGUCCUCAUCAUGCUGUUCUACAAGUACAUGCAGAAACCCAAAUACCAGAUUCAGUGGAAGGUUAUCGAGGGCAUCCAUGGGAACAACUAUGUGUACAUUGACCCCGCCCAGCUGCCGUACGAUCACCAGUGGGAGUUUCCACGAAACAACUUGCGUUUUGGGAAGACGCUGGGAUCUGGAGCGUUUGGGAAAGUGGUGGAGGCCACUGCGUAUGGACUCUCUGACGCAGAUUCAGUCAUGACGGUGGCGGUGAAAAUGCUAAAAUCAAGCGCUCAUUCCACGGAGAAGGAGGCACUGAUGUCGGAGCUGAAAGUCCUCAGUUACUUGGGCAACCACAUGAAUAUUGUCAACCUGCUGGGAGCCUGCACUGUCGGAGGCCCAACACUGGUGAUCACAGAGUACUGCUGUUUCGGAGAUCUUCUUAACUUUCUACGCAGAAAGAGGGAAUCCUACAUCUGCUAUAAGCUGGAGGAAGACUGCUACUACCGCAACGUCAUGCCGCAGAGCAACGCAGCUGGUGACAGCUUGAACGGCUACAUGACCAUGAGGCCUUCUGCUGCUGGCAAGCUGCCGUUCGGCUCGUCCUCUGAGAAGAGACGCUCACUACGCAAAGGUGGCUUGGAUGAAGAGGAUGCAGAGAGCGAGAUGUUCGAUGAAGACGGCCUGUCUCUGGACACAGAAGACCUCCUCAGCUUCUCACACCAAGUAGCCAAAGGCAUGGAGUUCUUGGCUGCAAAAAAUUGUAUCCACAGAGAUCUGGCUGCCAGAAAUAUCCUCCUGACUCAAGGACGAGUAGCAAAGAUCUGUGAUUUUGGUCUGGCCCGAGACAUCAACACGGACUGCAACUACGUCGUUAAAGGCAACGCUCGUCUGCCGGUGAAAUGGAUGUCUCCAGAAAGCAUCUUUGAGUGCGUGUAUACGUUCGAGAGUGACGUGUGGUCCUACGGCAUCUUGCUUUGGGAAAUCUUCUCUCUAGGGAACAGUCCUUACCCCGGCAUGCCUGUGGACGCCAAGUUUUACAAGCUGAUAAAAGAAGGAUACAGAAUGGACGCUCCGGAGUGUGCGCCUGGCGAAAUGUAUCAGAUCAUGAGGUCCUGCUGGGACGCUGACCCCUUUAACAGACCCUUCAGGAAGGUCGUGGAAAGGAUCGAACAACAGCUGACAGAUGCCACGAAGCACAUUUAUCUGAACUUCAGCCCGAGGCUCCCCGGGACGCCCCGAGCCAUAGAGGAGCCCAGUUCUCAGAUCGCUGCUCUUCACCGCCUCAACUCAGCCGGUAACGGCAGCGCUCCAGCUCUGAACCAGCCAUUACUGGUCCAGCACGAGGUCUUCCUGGAGGGGACGACCCUCAGAGCCCACCGGGUGUGAGGACCAGCCCCGACCUGCCCGGACGCCUCAUAAAGUGCCUGUGAUGUUCCGCCACAAAACCAACCACCACAAACACACCCGCCCAGCCGCCCCGGUACCGGCAGCGUUUUGUUGUCGCAUGCGGCAAAUGGAUGGUAAUGGCCAUCUAUUUACCAGAAACAACAAAGAACGAAUGGCAGUUAUCACUGACUAAUGAUUACAGGGAGGACAGUUGGACUAAUGCUCCCCUGCUCAUAGCAAAGAACUGUUAA
Anoplopoma fimbria (sablefish) is the source of this 3336-nucleotide messenger RNA. RefSeq names its product KIT proto-oncogene, receptor tyrosine kinase a (gene kita). Gene Ontology annotation, molecular function: ATP binding; transmembrane receptor protein tyrosine kinase activity; cytokine binding. Gene Ontology annotation, cellular component: signaling receptor complex. Gene Ontology annotation, biological process: Kit signaling pathway; protein phosphorylation; positive regulation of receptor signaling pathway via JAK-STAT. Lineage: Eukaryota; Metazoa; Chordata; Actinopteri; Perciformes; Anoplopomatidae. The record is from RefSeq and is a predicted model, not a curated record.